GCAUCAAGCUGAAACCCAGCAUAUCAAUGCAACACAAUCCUCUGAAUUAGGGGUUUGAAACAAAUUGUUUUAAACCAAAUAUUAGACAAAAGCAAGAAUAAGGAGAUUCAAUCAUCAAAGUCCAAGUUUAUGCACCUAACCUUAUCUACAUUUGAUUCACUAGAAGUAAAACUUAUCCCCACAUGAUUAUCAAAUGUCUAAAUCCUCACAAUACACAUUGCUGAUAAUAAGAAAUAAAACCCAACUCUUAUACCACAUGCAUUAGAACAAACAUCAGGUGUGCCACUUUAUUCAACCCAACCAAGCACUCCAAGUCUUGGUCACAUAAACGCUAGUAAACAUAUCAACCACAUUUUCAGAAAAGCUGUCGUUCUACAUCUACUAUAAUACUAUUCUUCAAUCUUCAUCCAUCUUGUUCUUAUGAAUCCUUUUAAUAUAUACUAGGAGGCGAUGCCGCGCCUUGUCACGGGCGGAGAUGGUCUAUUGGCAUAUAUUAUGUUGCCAGUUAUGGUGUUUUGUUAGUAUUAUUAGUCGUCUAAACCUUAAAAAAAUUAGCAAGUUUGUUAGUAAAAUUGACUUCAUAAUAUGAUCUUGACUGAGAAUAGAUAUAUAGCGGUGAACAUCCAAUUUUGAAAAUUUUGAAAAUUUUGGCUAGUAAAUGAUAUAUACCUAAACUCAAGUGACUUAUUGAUUAUGGAUAGGGUAUGAGUGACGUAUAUGUGGGUUUGGAAGUUUGUAGAAGGGUUUGGGUAGGGUAUGGGCAUUUACUUCCAUAAUCUAAAUGUGUAUGAGUUGGGUAUGGAUAUCCAUGGAUUCAAGUGAAAUCUAAACAUUGGACCAAUAUGUAAAUUUAAAAAAUUAUAGGUACAAAAAUCUUAUAAAAUGUAGAUACAAAAAUAUAAUUGUUCAAUGAAUUUACAUUAAAAUUAAAUUUGAAGUAUCAAAAUGCAAAAUAUACAUUAUAGUGAUUAAAUUUUUAUUUAAUUAAAUUUGAGAUAUAAAAAGUAAGUUUUUAUGCAACCGUUAACUUACUUCAACUUUAUAUAUAUUGAUAUCCUAAAUAUAAUUAAAGCUACAAUGUGAUUACUGUAACUUAAGAGCUUUUCUAUUUUGCACCACUGUCAUUCUUCUUUGAAUGACCCGUAUCACCAUUUCCAGUGGGAUUUUAACAUAAAACAUGAUAGUCAUAGGGAGUAGGGACUAGGGAGGUUUGGGGAUUUUAGAAUUAUUAUGUUUAUGAGUAUAUUAUAAUCAGGGAUCGUUAUUAUUUCUUCUUCUUGGUUUUGGCUAAUUGAUGAUGAGAGUUGGCCAUGUUUUAGAGUUUUAUCAAAAGUAAUUUAAGCCGUACCGAAAAAGUUAGUAUUAUAGUAUUUUGUGCUAAAAUCGUAAUUCAAUCGUGGUUAAAAUUAGACUUGACACGUUGUUCCAACCCGAGCUUCAAUUUAUGUUGAGAAAAGAAUCAAAAAUUUGUAAAAUCAUACCGAAGGUCGUACCAAAAAAUUAGUAUUAGGUCAUUUUGUGCUAAAAUCGUACUUCAGUCGUGGUUAAAUCAUUUCAUAAAGCUAAAAUCACCUAUUGAUUUAGAUUCCGUUAGUAGUUGUUCUAUUGGACUAGCAUUACGAUACGAUCGUAGUUCAACCGUUAUUAAAUCAGGCUAAAGACAUUGCUCCAACCCAAGUCUCGAUUUAUGUUCAGAAAUAAAAACCUAAAAUGGUACAACCAUACCGAAUGCCAUACCAAAAAAGUUAGAAUUAGGUAUUUUGUGCUAAAAUCGUAAUUCAACCGUGGUUAAAUCAGGCUUAACACAUUGCUCCAACCCGAGCAUCAAUUUAUGUUCAGAAAACCAUAAAUUGUAAAACCAUUCUUAAGAUCAUAUCGAAAAAGUAAGCAUUAGAGUACUUUGUGCUAAAAUCGUAGUUUAACCGUGGGUAAAAUCAAGCUUGAAAUGUUGCUCCAAUCCGAGCCUUGAUGUACAUAGAAAAUCCAUAAAUUGUAAAACACACCGAAGGUCAUACCCGUAAAGUUAGCAUUAUGAUAUUUUGUGCUAAAAUCGUAGUUUAGUCGCAGUUAAAUCAGGCUUUACACGUUGCUCCAAACCGAGCAUUGAUGUGUAUUGAGAAAAUAACAAAAAUUGUAAACCAUAUCGAAAGUCGUACCAGUAUAGGUAGAAUGAGGAUAUUUUGUCCUAAAAUUGUAGUUUAGCCGUAGUUAAAUCAUUACAUAUAGCUAAAAUCACCUAUCAAGUUAUAUUUCGUUAGAAAUUUCUAUUAUAUGACUACUAAACACGGUCAAAAAUCAAAUACGGAUUAGCAAACAAUACUUCUAAUCCUAUGAAAAGCCGGCACAUAAUCUACCUAGUAUAUGUUAUAUGAGCAUUUUUCUUAGUAUAAUCUUAUUGACUGGGCUCUCACUAAUGAUCCCACUUUUGUUUUAACAGGAAGAUGUCAUCAAAACACCAGCUUGUUUGCCCUGCAAGUAAACUUAGUUCACCUAUCAAAAUUCAUGGAAAGAAGACGAUUGGCAGUGCCACCAAAAAAUUCGCCAAAAGAGUUAUACUGACAAUCCCCAAGGUACUGUUCUGCUGUGUUUUCCUUCUUUCGUUUGCUCUUCUAUUUCUUUUUAAUGUAUUUCUUUUCAUAAGUGGGUCAUACGUCACAGUUUGCUACUUAAUCAACAUUUAAGCCACUUUAAUUUGAUAUUUACAUUGUGGAUCACUGUGAGUUUAAAUUUUGGGGUAAGUAAGGUUGAGCGGGGAAGAGAGUUCACAGUGUGUUCAUUUGUCUUGUUUAUUUCAUUGUAAGAUUCAUUAUAUAGGUGAAUAAGGUUAUUGAAAGUAGGGGUUGCAGUUCGGUUUCUGGUUAGCGGCUAACCGGAAGGUUUAUCCGAUAACCGCCGGUUACCAGCUAACCGAAAACCUAGGGUUAUUUACCUCGAUCGGUGGACGGUGGAAGAAAGAUGGUUUUCGGCUAGCCGAGUAACCGAGGGUAAUUAACCGCGGUUACCCGACUAACCGAAAAUAACCGGCCAGCCACCCAAAGGCCAGCCAUCCUCCUCCUUCAAAACCCAGCCCUGCCAGUCAUCCAAACCCUACCCUCAUAUUUCUUUCUUCUUCUUCUUCCAUCGCCAUCUCCCUAAUUCUUUCUUCUUCUUCUUCUUCUUCUUCCGCUCCGACGACCCCAGGCCUCCCCGCUUCUCCCAUCGCCUUCCUCGCCUUCCUCCGUCAAGCCGCAGACAGAGCAGAGAUAGUCAAACGGCGACCCCAGGCCUCCCGGCACUACCUAGAUGUCCGCCUCUGCUCCUCUGUGGCCGGCGUUGUGCAGAUGUGGUGGGUUUGAAAUGGAGGAAGGAAGGAGAGCGAAGGAAGAAGGGGUCUGGUGAGUUUUUUUGGGAGAAAGGAAGAAGGGUUCUGGUGGGAUUUUUUGGGAGGAAAGAAGGAGAGAGAAGGAAGAAGUGGUCCACGAGUCUGGUGGGAUUUUUGGCUGCGAGGAAGGAAGGAGAGAGAAGGAGAGAAGGAUUCAGAGGUGGGGGAUUUUUUGUAUUUUUUUUUAUAAUAAUUUUUAAUGAAUUUUGUAGAGAGAAGGGUGUUUUUUUUUUUGCUUAUGCGGCUAAUCGAACCAAAACCGAUAACCGACCGGUCGGUGGUCGACUUGCCGUGGUGUCCUUUACGGUUGGUGGUCGGUAGAAGGCAGUGGUGGCUCGGUUUAACCGAUAUCGAUUUUCGGUUAAACCGAAACCGACCGAUUGACACCCCUAAUUGAAAGGUUCAAUUCUCUGAGGAGAAAAAAAAAAAAAAAACAAUACGAAACAUUCUACCUUUGCCCUUUAUUUCAGACUCGUCAGUUAUUAAUGAAUCAGUAAUAUUAACUACCAGUUAUGCUUCUAGCUUUUUUUUUAAACACUACUUUGGAAAGAUAUUUGAUCCCAAUCAUGCUUUUUCAAUAGAAACCCUUCUAAAAAAAGUAUAGUCAAACUCACACAAUAUUUGAGAGAAACAGUUAUAUUCCGUAAAUGUUUUAUAGAUGAAUAUAUUCGCACCUUACUCUAUAUCGUAUAAACCAAAUGAAAGUACGCUACAAUAAAUCCGUUUGGUACUGUUCAUCGCAUAAUGCAUCUCUAUUUAGCACUGUUGUGAUUUUUACAAAUGCAACUUUUGGAAAUAAUUUUUGUCAAAACAUGUUUUGAAAAAAAAAAAAAGAGUUCCUGGUUACGAAUUAUUGAAAUUACUUUCUAAAACAAGAAGUGAUACAAAAUAACCACAAACUACAAGUAUAAAAAUACAAUAAUAAAAUAAUUGAAAUGGAUCUUGUUGGAAUUGUCUUUUAUAAAUGAAGUAAAUUUAUGUUUUCCGGAAAAAAAAGCGAUAAGAUAAGAAUUACUAACUCGCACGAAACUACACCGCAAAUUAAUCCCGACUAGAGCCCAGAAUUUUAAACUCUAGUCGGGUGCAGUAUAGGGCAAGUAUUUAAAUUGUAAACCCGGGCCGGUCCAGGUACCGUUACUUUAAUCGCUUAAGUUGUUAUCUAGCAAAAUGAUUUUGGGUUUAAAACUAAUAAACCUACAAAUGAAAACAAACAAGUAAAGUAAAUCGAGGUUGUCCCAAUGAGAGAAGAGUUCACUCGGGUGUUGCUCCCCCUAGCUAAAAAUUAUGACUUGAAAAAUCGAACGACCAUGUGUGGUUAGGGGUUCAUAAACCGCAGGGAAGUCUAACAAGCAGCCGAAGCACCCACUUAGUCUCUAGGUUUAGGAAUGGGAUACGAUCCAAGCCACUAAUGUGACCCUCUCAACCUAUCGACUAAGGAAUGGUUAGACUUCACCCUCGAAUUGGAGUUCGGACGGCCACAGCACAACCAAACCCUAAGUGCUAAUGCGAAUUAAGAUGUUUGCUCUUUAACUAACCUAUAAUAGGAGGCAUAGAAUGCCCAAGGAAACCCAUCUCUAAUAGAGCCUCUUAAGUUAAGGAGGGUUCUCUCUAAACUAGCUUAGGAGGCAUUAAAUGCCCAAGGAAACCCAUCUCGAAAUGAGCCUCUUAGGUUAAGGACGGUUCUCUCUAAACUAGUUUAGGAGGCGUUGAAUGCCCAAGGAAACUAAGUCUCUUGGGUAAAGGGGGUUUCCUCUCUAAACUAGACUAGGAGGGAUGCAAUGCCCAAGAACCCCAUCUCAAUAUUGAGUCUCUUAACCUAAAGAGGUUUCCUCUCUAAAGUCUAAACUAGCCUAGGAGGCAUGAAAUGCCCAAGAACACCCAAUGAACCUCCUAACCUAAGGAGGUCUCCUCUCUAAACUAGGUUAGAAUGGCAAUUAGAUUGGUAGGCUUUCACACAACACAAUCAUUUCUGAAUAAUACCUCUACAUUCACAUUAAAACACAACCACAACAAAUCAUUCCAUUCAUACAAGCAUCCACAUAAUUGUAGCUAGGGUUUACAAUACCCAAGUGAGUAGGUAGGCUAAUCCAUAGCUAGGCAAAAGAAAACAACAAAAAGGAGAGAAAGAACCAUGGAGAGGUGGAAAUCUUCCUCCCUUGUUGCUUGAAUCUCCCUUGAGAAGAAGAAAUCUUCAAUCCCCUAGCUUGAAUUGAGCCCAAUCUCCUUCUUCCUCCUUUGAGUGUCCCUUUCUCUCUCUAGAAUGGGAAGAGGAAACCCUAAUCUCUCACUAGAAACCCUCUUUAUUCUGAAAACUAAAACCCUAGAAAAAACUCUCAUUUCUCUCUCCCAGCAACCUUCUAUUUAUAGAGCUCAAUAGUCACUCCUCACGGUCAGAUAUCAAGGUCGUGACAUUGGGGCUCUAACCUCGACAUUGGACCAAAUCACAUGUCAGUGGUGUCGUUUUGGUCCAUCUUCUCGGUCAACGGCUGGUUUUCACGAUCAACAAACCGUGAACCAUUGGGCGUCAGUAACCUCAGAACAGGCUCCGGAAGCACACAAUGUCACUUCCAAAGGGAAAUUGCCACGGUCAUAAGACUGUGACAUUGGAUCUUUACCCGUGACAAUUAAUUCUCAAGCCUAGUGAUCAAUUGUCAAGGUCUGUUGACCGUGACAUUUGACCCUUGCCCUUGACAUUGGACUGUUCUUCACUUUACUUCACUUUUUGGCGCUUUAUCAACUCCAAUCGUCCCGAAACUCGUCCUCGACCUUCUCACACGUACUAGGAUCCAAAAUAUGACAAAACAAGCACAACCUAGCGUGAAAUAUAUCGAGGGACGACGAAAUGAAAAGUCAAACUAUCAAGAAAUGAGGAAUAAAAUGUGUACAAUUAGGUAUGGAUCAAUUACUCUUUUUAAACAAAGAAAAAUUCAUAAUCAAAGAUUUUUGCAUGUAUGUUAUAAUUUAUAAAAGUGUUUCUAGCUUUUUAAAGAUUAUUUUAAUUUGAAAAGAUAUUUCAUCUUUUAAAAUAGAAAACCUUCUAAAUCUAUAGUCAGGAAAAAAGUUUUAUUCCUUAGGUAUAUUAUAAAUAGAAUAUAUUCGCACCUUACACCAUAUUGGAUAAACCAAAUGGAAACACUAUGUAAAGAAGAACAUAAAUUAUUGAAAUGGACUAGUAAGUUUAGUCCCUAAACUUGGACAUUUUUAUCAACCGAGUCCUUAAAUUUUGCUCCUCUCUAAACAAGUCCCUGAACCGUGUAACUUGUCUAAAAUCGACCAAGAAUUUGGCAAUUGAUUUGAACUUGCUUAGUUUGUUUAGCAACUUCAUCACAGAUUUUGUUUUUCAAAUUACUCCAGUUAAAUAAUGUCACAGUUUCAUUAGUCACCAAAGCUCUAAGCAAUCCGGGUACAAUUGAUUUUUUGGACAUUUCAUGGCCGAAGUUGUCGUCAAGCUAAAGUUGAGUCUGCACCUAUUAGUCAAAUCGGUAAAACAAAAUUCGACAAUAAAGGACCCAAUUUGGAAAAACUCACAAUGUCCGAGGGUCCGUUGAGAAAAAAAAAAUUAAAGUUCAAGAACUGGUUUGAGAAAGUUAUCAAAAUCCAGGGGCAAAAUCAGAAUUUAAAAUUUUGGGAAAAUAUUAUUGUAAUUAGAUGGCGUGAGAAUGGAGCGGUUUUCUUCAAUUCGUGUUGGGUUUUAUUUUCUCUAGAAACUGUUCUUCUGUUUAGUGUCCGCCACUCCACUUCCUAGUUUCAAACCCACUUCCCUAAUACUCUCUCCAAAACAAAACAGAACAAAAAAAACCAACUCCUCAAUUCCCUUUCUUCCCCACCACCUCUUCCCUUCCCUUAAUAAGCUCCAAGGCCCAACUCGCUAAUCCGCAAACUAAACUGCCAUUGCCAUGGAUGAUGGCAAAGCAAAGCAAGAAGCCAAUCAACAAUGGACACCAGCUUUCAUUCCCUUGCCAAUUGUUUUCUGUUUAGUUUCUGCUGAUUAACACAACAACUCCUGCUGCUGCUGUGCUGGCUUCUUAUUCCCCCGUACUAUUAUUAGUCUUUGCAUAAGCUGGUGAAAGAAGCAGUCGGGAAGCACAGUGACAAAUUGGAAGACAUGUUCGAUUGCCUUCUCGGCUGGCGUAGAGCUUCCAAAUGCAAGAGAACAGUAAGGCAGCUUCAGGUUCGGAUGCGAGGGCUGAAGAACAAAAGGCAAGCCAUGAUCAGGCAGUUGAAGGAGGACGUUGCUCAGCUCAUCAAGCUUGGCUGCCAUGAUAUUGCUUUCAACCGGGUGGAGCAGCUGGUGAAAGAUGAGGACAUGAUCAAAGUUUUUGAAUUGCUAGACAAUUACUGCGACGUUAUCAUCAUUAACCUCUCUUACAUCCGAAAGCGCAAAGAUCUUCCGAAUGACAUCAACGAGGCAGUUUCAAGCCUGGUAUUUGCAUCUGCAAGGUGCGGCGACCUCCCCGAGCUACUAGUCAUCCGCGAGCUCGCUGAGGAUCGUUAUGGCCCGCGAUUUGAGAGGACUGCUCUUGAUCUCUUGCCUGGAAACCUUGUCAACCAUCAGGUGAGGAAGAAGCUCACAGUUCGAUCCGUUUCUGACGACGAGAAGCUGAGAUUGGUUGAUGAAAUCGCAAGAGAAAACCGCCUUUUACCAGAGAUUGUGGUUCUAGAUUACCCUCCAAAACUCGCACAGAAACAGGACAAGUUACCACCACCAAUUGAAGUCCUCCAAGUUGUAGAGCAUGGUGAUGAUGAACAGCAACAACAGCCUCCUCCUUCGUCUUCUUCUUCUUCCAGAGGAAAGAUCAAUAAACCUGAUCACCAUCAGCAGGACUACUGCUGCGAUUUAUCAUCAUCAUCAAGCAACUGCUUCAGCUCAAUCCUCCAGCCAACAACUUCAGGCUGCAGCCAGAAUUCCUUCUCAACGAUCACCACUUCUUUCAGCUCAUCCGCCAUGACUCAAUCUUCACAGGACGAAUUGGAGUACCUCAUGAACCGAAUCGGCACCAACGAAACCCUGAUGCCUUACAUGGCCAAUGAAACCGAAACCUACAUUCCAGAACUACCAAAACAAGAAAUCAAAUCCCAGAAGCAGCGAAAGGCCGCGUCCUCCACAGAGAGCCUGCCUCAGUUUCCUGAAGAAGAGAUGCUCGUGUACCUAGACGACGUGGAAGAAGUUCAGUCCUCCAUUAGCGGGAAAGAAGGAAGCUUUCAGGACCAGAGGGUCUUCAAGUUCAGAACCCAUAAAGUCGACGAGAUCAGUGACUACAGGGAGGAUGAUACGGAUGAGUACGGAUCUUCAGGGGACGGAUCGAGGAGCUCGAUUCGGUCAAGAAAGAUGGUUAAGAACACUGUCAGGAAAAGAUCGAGGAAGAGAUCGGUUUCCAAGGAAAACCCAGAAUUAGUAAUUGAAGGAGACAUUAUGUACUAUGAAAACCCUCCAUGGAAAAGGCCUCCAUUGAUCCCUCCCAGUCCCAAUCAGAAACAGAAAUAUGAGCUUCACCGAAAUCAGGAAGCUCGUAAACCCUGUCGCGAUCCUUCGAAUGUGGAGGAAUCGGAGACAGAGAAGGAAUGGAGAGCGUUCCAGGAGAAAUUCAGGAGGAAGAGCUGUGAGUUGGGCGGUGGAGGAAUGAAGCCGCCAUAUUCAAGAGCAAUGUCCAUGCCGCAGGAAAGGAGCAGUUCGAAAUGUCAGUCGGAGAACAUCGACAGAACGAUGUCGUUUCCAAAUCAGUCGCCGAACCACGUUCACCCCAAGUUGCCGGACUACGAUGAUUUGGCGGCGAAAUUCAGGGCUUUGAAGAAAGAGCAUAGGGGGCAUGGGCGCUACUGAAGUUAUGAGCGUCCAUUUGUUUAAAUUUUUGCUUAUGUGUAGUGAUGAAGUUAAAAAGGAUCUUACAGUGAACGGUUGAUUAUAUGCGUAUAUGAUAUGACUGCUGCAACAGGGUGAAUUUGCCAGAGAUGGAACAGUGGAAAAUUAGGAAAGUUUAAUUUUGUCUUGGGAAGUUUCAGGUUGUCUAGUUUUAUGUAGGGAUUGGGGUAUGUGCUUUUUGCUUGGACAUGUAGAGAACAAUUUUGAACGGUGAUGUUUUACAGGGGAAAGAUAGGAUAAUAAAUUUUUGAACUAGGU
Messenger RNA from Linum trigynum, 9479 nucleotides. Lineage: Eukaryota; Viridiplantae; Streptophyta; Magnoliopsida; Malpighiales; Linaceae. The record is from the annotation of a GenBank genome assembly.